UGCAAAAUCAUUCCUUCCUCCAGAUGGAAUCUGAUCUCCACCAAACACCGGCCAAAACUCCCAUUUCUUUGAUGGAGAAAUCACGAGGUCGUGGAAAAAACAAAUGUUUCUGGACAGAAGAUGAGACGGAAUUAUUAAUUGAGGUUCUUCAAGAAAUGGCUUCUGAUCCAAUAUGGAAAACAGUUACUGGUUUUAAAAACAAUUACAUGGUUGAGUUGCAUAGGAGAAUGGUUAGCAAAGUGCCAACUUUUACAAAGCAAGUUUCACCUCAUGUCGAGUCAAAAGUAAAAUGGCUAAAGAACAAGUUUAAUGCUAUUUGUGACAUGGUGAAGCAAAGAGGAUGUCGAUGGAACAAUGUGAAGCAAAAGAUCAAAUGUGACAGAGAAUGGUAUAUAAGUUAUUGUAAGGUUCACAAAGAGGCAAAAGGAUUAUGGAAUUUUGAAUUCCCAUACUUCAACCAACUUGAAUUGGUGUAUGGAAGGGAUAGAGCCAAUGGUGCAAUUGUUGAAGCUAAUGGUGAUAUUAUCCCCAAGACUGAAGUUGCUAUGAUUGAAGGAAAUGGUGAUGCAAGUCACGAUACGGAAGUUGAGCAGGAUACUGAAAGUGAAGACGAGUGUAUUGGUGAGUCGGAUGAUUCUUCAGAUGAUGAUGAAGAAGAAAAUGGCAUGCAACAUAUGUGGCAAACAACUCCACCACCUGGAUUCAUUUCAAGAAAAAUGCCCAUGCAACGAAAUACAACACCGUAUAAGGAAUACGGGAUGGCAAAGAAAAGAAAAAUAAACCUAUCAUCACAUGAUAUUGGGACACGGUUAGAUGAAAUAGAAAGUAAUUUCCGUGCUUUUGCAGAAGGUUUUAAUGCUAAUUUUGCAGUUAUGGCGAAAGCUAUCGAAAAUGCUAUGACAAAUGAUAGCAUCCGUCUAAAAGCGGAGUCAGAAAAACUGAAAAAUGUGAUUGCUGAGGUCAUGAAACUUAACCUUUCAACCGAUGAUGUAUUCAAGGCGGCUGAAAUAUUUGCUGCCAACAAAAUUAAGAUUGAUAUAUUUUUUAGUAUUCCUGAGCAAUUGCGAGUGUCUUACGUGAUAAAAGCCUUUAAUACUAAUUUUGCAAAUAAGGCAGAUGAUGCGGUAAAGGCUAUUACAGAAGAUAAUAUCCGCCAGAAAGCUGCAUUAGGAAAACUGAAAGACUUGAUUGCUGAGAUGAUGAAACUUGAUCUUUCAAACGAUGAUAUAUUAAAGGCUGCUGAUAUAUUUGCUGCAGAUAAAAGUAAGAUUGAUGUAUAUUUCAGUCUUCCCGAGCAGCUGCGAGUGUCUUACGUGAGCAGGCUAAUCAAGUAAUUAGAUAGUAUGUCGGUGUAAUUGUACAUUGCUAAAACCUUUAUGCUCAGUUCUCGAGUUCAAUUUUUAAAGAAAUGAGAAGAGAAGAAGAGAGAUGAAUGGAAGAGAAGGGGUGGAUUUUCCAUCGUUCCCAAUCAUCCCAAAAAUGGGAUGAAAGUUUCUUGGCUAAAAUCCAUUGUAUUCUCCUUCUAAAUCUUUUCCUUUCUUUUCUCUUCUUCUCUUAAAUAAAACUUAAGAACACAACUAUUUUUAAGAUCCUUCACAAUCUUUUCCAUUCCUUCCAACAAAAAACUCGAGAACUGAGUGUUAGUUCCUAGGGAUGGGUUCUUGAGUUAUUGUAUAGUACAAGACUACUACAAGUAACUUAUUGGGUAUAGUUUGGAAUUCAACUGAUUUUAUGUGUGCACUUUUUAGAUUCAGCUAACCGUUUUAGUAUUUCCUUUACCUUAAUCGAAAGAUUGUUGUUAAACGUU
Messenger RNA from Erigeron canadensis, 1807 nucleotides. RefSeq lists its product as uncharacterized. The record is from RefSeq and is a predicted model, not a curated record. The transcript has 3 exons. The coding region runs from base 24 to 1334 and encodes 436 amino acids. Lineage: Eukaryota; Viridiplantae; Streptophyta; Magnoliopsida; Asterales; Asteraceae.